UCUCUCUCUCUCUCUCUAUCUGUGAACAUGAGGGAUCGAAUGGAAAAAUUUGUUCUCCUUCCGUUUAGUGCAGGUUGCAUAUCUGAAUCGAGCAUUGCAGUUGCGCAGCAGCAAGCUAAAAGAUCAAAUCUGGAUACCAAGUUAACUCCAAGUAGAGAAAAGGAGGAAGAAGAAGUGGAACAUGAUGAUGAAGAAGACGAAGAAAGUUUAUCGGGUGAUAACUUGAAGAGCCCCUUAAGCCAUUUGGCACUUCACAGGUUCCAGAAGCUGUUCAAGAAUUUCAAGAACUUCUCUCAGUCAUUUGCUUACAAAGAUGAGUUGGAAGAGACAGAUAUGGGGAUCGAGAUCGGAUUCCCAACAGAUGUGAAGCAUGUGACUCACAUUGGUUUGGAUGGUUGUGCAAGCUCCAUACUCUCAAAAGGAUGGACUAAUGAACCAGAGCAGACAAUCAAUCUCCCUUCUUUUCCUUUGACGCCACUUGAGCUUGCCAUGUCAAAGCACACUCCUAAUAAGCCCACUUUCCAGAGUCUGCUCGAAACCAAAUGAAGAAGAUAUUAUCACGAGAACAUGCAUUAUCAAUGAAUUGAGGAAGAUGGCAGGCAAAAAAUCUGUGUGUAUAAAACCAUUAAAAGUUAUCUGAAUGUCUAUGAAUUGUGUGGCGAUCGUGUAUUUUAAUGUUUAUUGUGUUUUCUGCUUUUUGUGUACCAGUGUGGAAAGGCUUAAUGCAUAAAGUCAUGGUUUUGAUAAAAUUCUUUACGCACAGAAGUGGACUGUGAAAACAAAAAGAUAAACAGAAAUGUAAACUUGCAAUGCAAAAAUUCAGUUGGGUGCAUGAAAAAUAUCCAAAUGUAAAUACCGACUUCUCUGUCAUUCGGAAUUUACCAGCUACAGCCUCAAAGUUUUCCUGAUACAGUCAAUAAUUUGAGAUGAUUAGAUUCUUGUCUGAUAAGUUGCAAUCUAGACUUACAAGUUACAAUCAACUAACAAUCCAGAGCAGUCUGCUUUUGCAAACUCCUAUCAUCAACUGAAGCUUCAAGUCAAAGUCCAAAUCAACUAGCUCAAGAAGCCAACAGCUAACAUUAAAGGUAUGAAUGGCAAUUAGCAUACCGCUAAAUCGUGUCAGUUCCAUUAAGUUAAACUCUAAAACUCAACUAUGCCCCACCAAUAAUUCAAUUUUGAUUUAUGUACAUUUCAUAUUUCCAUGUUAAUUUUUUCAUUGUUUUUGGGGAUAGGUGAGGGGGGUGGCUUCAUGUACUUGGUAAGAGAUAAUUAUGGGGAUUGUUUGGGCUGCCACACAACUGUGACAAACCACCUAACUGUAUUCAGAUUUAAUAAGAGACAUUUUAAGUUGAGACGCGUGUGGACUGUCACUAACCACUAAAAAUACCAUUUUAUCAUCAAUUGACAUCUCAAGACUGAAUGGAUGCAAACAUCUCAUCAUGGUAAACUACCAGAAUGCAAAUUAUAGAAGCAGAUUCCAAUUACACCAUCCAUCUAGAAGCAGAAAAAAAUUAGAAAAGUGCAGCAUCGCAUAAAGAUAUUUCAUAUUGGGGUGUUUUGUAUCGAAAGGAAUAUCCAUUCUCAUUCUCCUAAUCACAACAAUCUAACUUACAGGAUAUCAAUGACUAUAAACUUGGGUCACCAAACUUUUGGCAGAUUCAACAGUGGAAGCAACCUGAGCUUUGCUCAAUAUUGGUAGUUCCUGUAGACGUAAGGAGCUAUGUCCUUUGAGCUUCAAGAAUAUAAAAAAGUAAAAUAUAUAU
Molecule: messenger RNA, 1763 nt
Organism: Striga asiatica
Lineage: Eukaryota; Viridiplantae; Streptophyta; Magnoliopsida; Lamiales; Orobanchaceae
Source: the annotation of a GenBank genome assembly